AUGGCAAAGCCCAUGCGGCCCGCCGUUCGGCAUCGAAGAGGAUUGAGCCUUGAUCAAGGAAUAGCAAAGAGCCGCCAAAGGACACUCAUCCCUAAGUUCGAGCCCUUUGAACCCCUGCAGUGGAAAGCCGCCACAUCAGGACUUGCUCAGGAGGUGUCGGCAUCGCGCCCACAAACUCCGAUCAAACACGAUGAGACAGACUUACUUUCCCUGACACCAGCAACCACACAGUAUUGGAGGCCAGCACAGCUUCCUCGAGGAUGUAAAACAGCUCAGUCGUCGCCGGUUAAACAAUAUGUACGCCCCAUUCUUGCUCCCGCGGAGCGCGCAAGGUCAUCCCACGGAGUAAUGAACGCACGAGAUACUCUUGCACCGCUCUCUAACACAAAUUGUCUUCAACCCGAGACUCUCAGUUUGCACAUACCCAAGAUGAGCGAUGACAUCUUUUCGGAUUUCACGUUCCCUGGGACGGAAAACUUCAACUCUGCGACGAUAUCCUCACCUGUUUCCCCUAUGAUGCCUUGCUUUCCACAGCUUUCAGGAGCAACUGCCUUGAAUUAUCCUAUUAGUUGCAGAAGAGGGGAUAAAGUUCCAAUAGCCCCAGCGACGCCGCCAGUUUCAAUUCCGCUGAGAACGGCAACUUCAAGCCGUUCCUCUUCGCCGGCGAAGACCUUGUUAUCACCACGCGCUCUUUCAAUUGCAGAUUUAAACCUCGACUCUAGUAUUGACGCCUCAAUUGAAGAAACGGGCAUUACCUUAGACGACAUAGCAACUCAUAUCGAGGGCCCGGAUCCUAUUGACAAUAAAUGGGUAUGCAAAUACGAUGGGUGCAACAAAAGGUUUGGAAGGAAAGAAAAUAUCAAAUCCCACGUUCAAACGCAUCUCGGAGACCGCCAGUUCAAGUGUAAUCACUGCAAUAAAUGUUUUGUUCGAGGCCACGAUCUUAAACGUCACUCGAAAAUUCAUACGGGCGUGAAACCUUAUCCCUGUGAAUGCGGUAACAGUUUCGCCAGACAUGAUGCUCUGACGAGGCAUAAACAGCGUGGAAUGUGCAGUGGUGCGUUUGCAGGGGCCGUUCGCAAACCCCUUAGACGUGGGAGGCCGAAGAAGCGACCUGACGCCGAGGAAAGACGGGAUAAAGCCGUCAAAACACACGAGCGAUCGAGGAGAAGUCAUACACGCAACCUCUCUGAAUCUUCCUGUGCUUCUUUUGUUUCUUCUGCAAGCGAAUGCGCGAGUGGGAGAGACUUUAGUCCGGCAAAUGACCUAUCUUUCCUUCAGGACACCACAUUUGGUUUACCACCAGACGCAUUUUCCUUCACUCCUCCCGCAUCUCCGAGUCAUAGUACCGGGAAUAUUCCGUCGCCUUCUCGAAACUAUCACUCAAUUGCCUUGGAUCCAGAUCUAAACCCGCUAUACCUUUCACCAAGCAAAAGACCCUUGGAUGACAUACCUGAAGAGAUACCUGAUAUUCCACUUCUUACCCCUAAUUUACCAUUGAAAACAGAUACACGAACUGCCUCGCCAGUGCAGCUGUUGUGGCCUUCCAUAAAAGAUGAAGACGACAUAUGCAAAGUGGAAUGUGCAGAUCUCGAUGAUGUAUUUAUUAGGCAUGCUCACGAAACAGCCCUAUGUCAGGACCAUCUCCCGGCGCUUGAUCCGACGACGGAUAUUUCCGAGCCAAACUCAUCGCACUACGACGAUGAGUACUUCCUGAGCCAUGGAGAACCAAACAGCUCCGACUUGCUCAACACUCCUUUGUUUCCUGUGUCCUUUUCUCCUGAGACCGAAGCUUUCUUUGACGAAUUUACUGUUAAAAAUGGAGCUUAG
Molecule: messenger RNA, 1830 nt
Organism: Ophidiomyces ophidiicola
Lineage: Eukaryota; Fungi; Ascomycota; Eurotiomycetes; Onygenales; Onygenaceae
Gene: ACE2
Product: Metallothionein expression activator
Exons: 2
Coding region: 1-1830 (609 amino acids)
Biological process (GO): regulation of transcription by RNA polymerase II
Cellular component (GO): nucleus
Molecular function (GO): DNA-binding transcription factor activity, RNA polymerase II-specific; RNA polymerase II cis-regulatory region sequence-specific DNA binding
Source: RefSeq, a predicted model, not a curated record